AUGAAGAGCGAUGCUUCCAGCAACAACAGCAGCAACAGCAGUGGUGACGAGUCGAAUGAUGGAGUGGAUAUGACACAGAUCCGGUAUACUACUACUACAGAUGAGAAUUCACAAAGACGACGACGACAAGGGCACGUCAUGGUGUUGCUCCCACUGACGACCAUCCACGACGAUACCCGUGAAUUGGUGGAGUUUCGUCUGUACGUGGAAAUGGCAGCCUUCUUGGCGUUUACGCAUUUGCAAACACGGGAUGGGAGUGUAUUACCCUUUCUUCCCGAUCGACUGCAAGGCUGUGAUUUCGAUUUGACGUAUCGUCAUCACGAUACGCGAUUCUCGGCCAUUCAAGCAUCGCGACAAGUCGUCAGCAGUUAUCAAAACACAAUAGCAGAACAAGACGACGACAACAGUACUACUACAGAUACUCCCCCAUUUUGCAUUCUGGGCGCGGCUCGAUCGGUAGUAUCGCAAGCCGUGAGUUAUUUGGGCUCGGGUCUGGAACUGCCGCAAGUGAGUUCCUCCAGUACAGCGUCGUCGUUGGACGACAGUCCCUUUUUUGCCCGCACCGUUCCCGUGACGGGAGAUGCCGAAGCCAUGGUCUAUUACAUGCGACAAGUAUUUGGGGUCACCCACGUCGGACUCCUGUUUAUUGACGAUACGUGGGGACGACGCUACGAAACCGAUAUUACCGUGGCGGCAGAAAAAUACAACAUGACGGUCCGGACCGUCCCCUUUGCCAAUGCCCUCGAGAAUCGAGAUGCUACCGUCAUUCUCGACAAUGCCAUGCGACAAUUGCAACAAACACAACUCCGCUAUUUCAUUGCCGCACUCAGUCCCAGUACGUGGCGGCCCGUCGUCAAAGCGGCGUAUCACUAUCAACUCAUGGGUAGUACACAUCCUACUACUACUAGCGAUAGUAGUGAUGCCGAAUAUGUCUGGCUACUACCCGAUUUGGUAGAACUCGUGGGAGACAGCUUUUCUUUGGACGCCGACACCGAACUGGAUAUUGCCAAUGCAUUACACGGAGUGGGAGUUGUCAAUAUGGGAAUGACACCGCAUUCGGUACUCGAUGCCAAACUGGCAGACGCUAGCCACAAUCCACAAUUCCAACAAGACUUUAUCCGUCAUCACGAUGAACCUCAACUAUUGCAAGAUUUUAACUUUUCCACCCCGAUUCGAUCCCUCUAUCAGUAUUUGACGUACGAUGCCAUGAUGGCCAUUGGCAUUACCGCCUGUGAAACACCGGGACUCUUUACGGGACAACAGUUUUACAAUCAACUCCUCCAAAUUGAUUUUGAAGGCGUCACGGGACGCGUCCUGCUCGAUCCAAAAACGGGUACUCGGGCCGGAGCCGACUUGCAAUUCCCCAUUGUCAAUUUGAUUUUACAACACAACGCCACGCAAAAAGGACGAAUAUCCUUUACACCGCAAGUCGCCGCCCAAGUUGAUCUCUUGACAUCGUCCACCACACCCGUCAUUCAAAUCUUCCAUCCCUUUCUCCACAGCAACAACUCGACCCAACCACCACCGUCCCUGCCACCCUUGCACGUCAAUCGUCAUUUAAUACCCAAUGGAGUGUUAUUUUUUGGAAUUGCCUUGGCAAUUGUGGUCAUGUUGCUGUCGGUAGGGUUGGGAAUUUGGGUGCUCGCCAACAAGAGUCUCUACAUUAUCCGAGUGGGACAGCCCAUUUUCUUGGUGCAACUGUGUUUUGGAACCUUCCUCGUGGCACUCACAAUCAUUCCGCUGGGGUGGCAAGAAGACAAACCGGGUUUGGAUGCGGCGUGCAUGGCCGUGCCAUGGUUGUUCUGUAUUGGCUAUGCCAUUGCCGUAUCGGCACUCUGGUCCAAAGCAGAACGCAUCAAUCAACUACUCAAUUCCGGACGCAGUUUUCGACGGCUCAAUGUGCAGCCCAAGGAUGUCAUGAAAUCCACUCUGAUCUUGUUGGGGACCAAUCUGAUCUUAUUAACCGCCUGGACAAUAUCCCCCUGGAAACUCAGUUGGCAUCGACAAAACUUGUCGGGAAACAAUGUGGAUUCGUUUGGACGGGCGUUGGAAUCCUAUGGAGCCUGUAGACCGGACAGUCUGUUGCACUUGUGCUUUACCGUCCCGUUGAUUCUGACCAACCUGGUAGCAUUGCUCAUGACAACCUAUCACACGUACCGGGCCCGCAAUUUGCCAAUGGAGUUUUCGGAAACGUUGUAUUUGUUCAUGUCCUUGAUCAGUGUCUGUGAAACGAUCCUUCUGGGUGUCCCAAUCAUUUUUGUGGUCUUUGGUAACCCAUCGGCAUACUACUUGAUUGCCUCGAUUGUCCUCAGUAUCGGUUGCUUGGCCAUUAUAGUGCCCAUGUUUCUUCCCAAAUAUCUCCAACGGCAUACCAAAGCUCCCAAAGGGCGAGCUUCCUCUCAGGAUUUGUCCCGCCUCCAAGCCCGCAGCGGCCUUGGAUCGGAAGCCUCGGAACACCAGCGCCGCCAGCAAUCUGGUACGAGGUUUGUGGCAAUACUCGGAGACAAGAAUGGUUCCAGUAGAGAAAUUGACUCACUUCGCCAGGAGCUCAAGCUGAUACGAGAUGGAAGCAAGAGAGGGCUGGAUAACAGUUCCAAUCCAGAAUUCCCGUUUAUGAGCAAAGAGCAUCCUGUCUUUUCCGACGAGCUGAAUACCCCUUCCCAGCAUUGA
This is a messenger RNA of Seminavis robusta, 2670 nucleotides long. NCBI's taxonomy places the organism in Eukaryota, Bacillariophyta, Bacillariophyceae, Naviculales, Naviculaceae. The record is from the annotation of a GenBank genome assembly.